Molecule: messenger RNA, 2179 nt
Organism: Carya illinoinensis
Lineage: Eukaryota; Viridiplantae; Streptophyta; Magnoliopsida; Fagales; Juglandaceae
Exons: 2
Coding region: 170-2065 (631 amino acids)
Source: RefSeq, a predicted model, not a curated record
AAUGUGGUACAAAAAGGAGGGUAAAUCAGGCAAGCCAAAACUUUUGCCUUCCCUUCCCUUCCCUUCCCUGCCCUUCCCCUCCUCCGUUCAUUUUCAAAUAACUUGGCCAUAGCAGUAGCAGCACACAGUGAAGAUCGCGGGUCCCUCUCACCCGCGGUCUCUUUGCACAAUGAACCGGACAUUCUCGUCGAAGAUCCCAAAGAAACCUUCUCUAUCAGUAGCACCUGCGAAGAACGAAGACUGCAACCAGAGGAAGAAGAAGCAGAGUACUUCUCAUAACCCGUUUCAGGACCUCGAUGCCAUUUCUAGUUGCAGCCAUAGCAAUUGCAGUGAGGCUUUUUCUGCGUCUAUUGAAGUUCCUAGAGGUUGCCUCGGGUUUUUUCUCUCUCACUACUCUUCCUCUUCCUCUACUUCUUCUUCUAAUUCGAAGUCGAAAAUUCCUAUUGAAAGACCCAAAACUCUCGCCAAAACCCCCAAAUCAGCCCCAAAUGGAAGGGUCUCAAAGCUAUCCAGAUCUAAGACCUCAAAGGAGAACAAACUGUCAAACCCAACUGUUGAAGAAAACCCAGAUAGACUCGUAUCAAAGAAAACGCCGAGAUUCAAGAAAAACCCACCUUGCCUGUACCAGUGGCAAUCUGUGAAAAAAACCCAUUCUAGAACUGCGCAAAAGUCGCAACAUUUUUCAGCCUUGAACAACGGUGGCGACUCUGCGAAUAACUUGCCGUUUGGAUCUGAAGGAGAAGGCCUGGUGAGGAUGGUUGAUGAUGUACGUGAGGCCACCGAGCUCAAACCACGGGAUGCUGAUGCAACUUGUACUCCUUUAACUAAGACAUAUGGGUCAGCUUUGGAUUGCGAAGUUGGAAAGUUUGUGGAGGAGAGCUCAAACAAGAGUAAUGGUAAGACACCUCCUGUUCAGGCCUCUCUGUCGCCUGAGAUACAAUGUGGGUCAGUUGUCUCGACCGCGAUCAUACCUGCUUGUUAUGGUGCUGGCCACAUUAUUUCUGGGGUUGCUGACAAGAGGAAGUGUAGGCCUAGAGGGAUUCUAACUGUAGGAGAACAUGAUUUUAGCUUUGGCGGAGUUAAGCCUUUUGAUAGUUUUGAUGGUGAUGAAGAAGAAAAUGUUAUAGGGAUUGGUGAUGAUUCAACUGUGAUCCAUGAACCGACCGAGGCUUCGAUGCACUGGCUUCUAUCUCCAUGUAAUGAGGAGGAUGAGGGUCCGAAGGAGAAUUCAGAAGAUGAUGGGUCAUGUAGACGUCGGGGGUUAGGAGGGCAUGAUAUAAUCCAGUCUCCUUCCUCACCGUCAACUGGUCAAGGGUUUUCUUCAGAUGAAGGUAAUAAGGGUAAUACAGAAAGUAGUACUAAUAAUAACAGGAGAAGGGACACCUAUUUAAUAUCUCCAAAUGUACUUCCUGAAUUUGAAGGGUUAUCCCCCAUGUCUUCUCCCCACGCGACACCUCGUUGGGAAGCCAUCACUGCAAAAGAAGGUAGAGAAAACUGUUUCGAUCUUGAAGGUAAAAAUUCUCCAUUCUCCAUGGACUCUUUGGGUAGUGGAAAUGUUAUGCGAACCCCACAAUCAGAAUCGAGCUCAGACAGACUUGUUGGCCUGUCAUGGUUAAAUGAAGACAGUUACAAGAAAGAUCACUUUGAAUCUGAACUCAAUUUGGUGGCUGAAGUUCUUCAGAUGACAAGCUUGUCUCCCAAGAGCCAUAUAUCAAUCGGGGGUCCUUUUGACUCGAGUUUCCAAUUUGAUUGUCUAACUACUUCUUCCAGAUGCUUGUCAGAUGAAGAGAAAGAUGCCCAUGGCUGCAGCGACAACCAGUUAAAAUCCUGUCGGAGUCCCGAUGCCAAUGUUGAUGUAGCAAGUGAUCAGACAUUAACUAACAACUCUAGGUCUACUGAGUAUUUAGAUAAUGAACCGAGAACUGAGGGGAACAGUAAAGAACAGUUUCCUUCUCAGAUAUCCUGUCCCUGUGCAGAAUCCAUAAGCACUGAUGGAGGUGGCCUUGUUGCUUCGAGGGAUUCAGAUUGGACUCUCUGCUACAAGAACCAUUUGUUUGAAGAAUAAUCUACUACCUUCUCUCAAAUAGUUCUAAUUCUAGUAGAGUACAGCUAACUAACCUGAGUACAAAGAUGGAUUUUCUUUUAUUCUAUUGUUUCAAUGUUUUGAGUGUUGCGUUUA